AUGCCCGGCGUCGCCUCUGGUUCCGGCGAUACGCGCGGCGACUCAGGCUCCAACGACAGUUCUCUGGUCCCAUACUCGCCGGAGCUCCGGCAACCCGUCGUCUAUUCACUUCACCACGGCCUCAAGCCUCCGAUCGGUCGCCUUUCCAUCUCGUGGUCCCGGGGCAACAAUCUGCGCGUGUCGGUUCUCCGGCCACCGUCCGCAGAAGACUCUGACGACGUCGAAGUUGGCGGGAGAGUUGUGGAGGUGAGGCUCAGUAAUGGAGACGGUGAAACUGGUGAUGCGAAGUGGCGGAGGAUCGCGUACGGUUCCGUUCCACCAUUCGCGCUUCUCCAGAGCCGGAGGAGCUCUGUCGCGAGCUUAUCGAAGAUGUCAAUGAGUCCGUCGCCGUAUAACAUCGAUUGGUGGGAGUAUGUGAUGGAGUACAGCAAGGACAUAAAUUCACUUCUCGGUGACUCCAAGGCGCCUCCUAAUCCAGUGAUUGACGACCCGAAGACAGUUUUAAGGAACUUUAAGGAGCCUACCUCUUUAAAAGCUGCGUGGGAGCUAAUGGAGAUAUUUUAUGCUGACAAACAAUGCCAAUCAUGGCUACCAGAAAGGAUUGUUGAUUGGUUGGCCGAUUAUGAUAGUCUACUUUCGAGUACACAGCCAACUGUCCAUUCAAAGCUUGUGGAUUUUCAAAAUGAACUUGUUGGGUUACAGGUUAUUGAGGACAAUCCUAAAUAUUGGGAAGUGUUAUCAUCAGCACUGGCAGUUGGCUGGAUUGAGAUUGUGGUGAAAAUGUUGCGGUUACAUGGAUCUUAUCAAUUCCAUCAGCUUGGCAACCGUGAGAUAGAGAAUGGACUUGUAGAGACAGUUUCUUUUCUUAUUUCAAAGAUGCCACGCAUGCGUCCUGAAGUAGAAGAUGGAAGGUUAGGUGAAUGCUACAAAGCAAAGCCCGAUUUUAUCAAGGCAUGGGAGAAAUGGAGAGGGAAAAUUACUAAACUCGACUGCAGUGCAUUCUGGCUUCAAUGUGAUCACCGUCAAACCCGGGAGGGAUUGAAAAAUAUGAUACAAAUUAUGCUAGGAAACACUGACAAUAUCUGCAAUGUAACUUGCCAUUGGAUAGAGCUGUUUAUUUCUCACUUUCUCUAUGUCAGGCCAUUCACAGUGGGUCUUGAAAGCAUGUAUAGCCUAGCCCAGAAAUGCAUGCAGUUGAAACCAAUGUCUAGUGCCCAUGGGUUGAUAGCAAUUAUUCUUGGAAUCCUUGGGGAAAAUACAGAGGUUAUCUUAGCGGAAUGCUCAAGAGCAUUUGGGCCUUGGAUGGUUGCCCAUGCCAUUGAGUUGUUGACCACUGGGAGUGAUGAAGCAGAAUUUCUUCUACAGGAAGAACGCCAUAGCUUGGGGGGAAUUAGUAUAGCAGAGUUACAUCGACUUGUCUAUGCUCAAGUUCUAUCAUCACAUCCAUUGACUUGGCAAAUUGCUCCAAUUUAUUUGACAUCGUGCAUGAAACAAGGAAUGGGUUUGUUAGAGAUUCUAUUGUAUAAGCUGCCUAUUCAACAUAAUGAAACACUUCUUAAGAAUUUAGAGAUAUGCCGACUUUAUGAACUUGAUACCGUUAGUUCAAACAUUAUGAAGAUUGCUGGCAUGUACCAUUGGAAGCAUGGUAGGAAAGGUUCUGGAGUUUUUUGGCUACAGCAAGCCCGAGAUGAAAUUCGGCUUAGCAGGAUUGCUCAGCAUUUGUUUGAUUCAGUUGGAAAGUCAAUCUCUGAUGAAAGUUUUAAGCAAUGGGAAGGCUUGAUUGAAUUGUUGGGUUCAGAAUCCAAGACUACGGGGGGUCUUGAAUUUUUGCACAAGUAUCGGGACUUCAAAAAGUCCCUUAAGCAGGUUUAUGGUGGAAAAACUACUGACACUGCUCGGCAAGCUGUAGAAUCUUUGAUAUCGCUUAUGAAAAACCCAUCUACACCUCAGCGCUUUUGGCUGCCUCUUCUGCAUGACUCGUUAAAGCUGCUUAACUGGCAGGAGCGCCCUCUGCUAAAUGUCUCUCAGACAAGCCUCUUGUUGAAUAAACUGCAAGAGUUGUCCAUGGCUAAGCUCCGCCCUGACUUCAUCGAACCAGACUUGCCACCACAGGCCCUCAGUUCUGUAAGAUUAGCUCUUGCUACAAAUCUAGGACGUGCCAUCUUGGAGGAGUAA
Prunus armeniaca (apricot) is the source of this 2175-nucleotide messenger RNA. Lineage: Eukaryota; Viridiplantae; Streptophyta; Magnoliopsida; Rosales; Rosaceae. The record is from the annotation of a GenBank genome assembly.